GCACCCACUGGCCACCUUUUUCCACCUGUUUUUCCGAGUGAGUGCUAUUAUUACCUACUUGUUCUGUGACUGGUUCAGCAACAGCUUUGUUGCCUGUUUUGUCACUAUUCUCCUCCUUCUAUCCUUUGACUUUUGGUCAGUUAAGAAUGUGACAGGAAGACUCUUGGUUGGUUUGCGUUGGUGGAACCAGAUUGAUGAAGAUGGAAAAAGCCACUGGGUGUUUGAAGCAAAAAGGGUGCCUACAAUAGCUGCCUCAACUGAAGCUGAAGCUCGAAUCUUUUGGCUUGGUCUCAUUAUCUGCCCGGUUAUUUGGACAGUGUUUUUCUUUAGCACCCUGUUCUCCUUGAAGCUGAAAUGGCUG
Pterocles gutturalis (yellow-throated sandgrouse) is the source of this 361-nucleotide messenger RNA. It is a transcript of the gene TVP23A, whose product is annotated as trans-golgi network vesicle protein 23 homolog A (S. cerevisiae). Gene Ontology annotation, cellular component: Golgi membrane. The transcript is spliced from 3 exons. Gene Ontology annotation, biological process: protein secretion; vesicle-mediated transport. The annotation marks the transcript as partial. Lineage: Eukaryota; Metazoa; Chordata; Aves; Pterocliformes; Pteroclidae. The record is from RefSeq and is a predicted model, not a curated record.